CCUCAUUGCCGCUUCCUGCCUCUCCGUCAUUCACACGCCGAGAGCGCAAGAAGUGCCACAUAUGAUAAUUUUGAAACCUGCCUCGACUCGAAUGUGGAUAUUUAUUAGUCUCUUGCUCUAUGUCACAGGCUUGUAGUGUUGAAUGAAGUAGACUCCUUCCCACCCCCCCGGCAUCCCAUCUGUGUAUGUGCCUGUGAGGGAAGAAGAGGAUCAGGAUGAUUGCAGCCCAGCUAUUAGCCUACUACUUCACUGAACUCAAGGAUGACCAGGUUAAAAAGAUUGACAAGUACUUGUACUCCAUGCGCUUCUCCGAUGAGACGCUUCUGGACAUCACGCAGCGCUUCCGCAGGGAGCUGGUCAAAGGAUUGGGCCGCGACACCUGCAGCACAUCAUCUCUUAAGAUGUUGCCGACAUUCGUGCGCUCCAUCCCCGACGGCUCAGAGAAAGGAGACUUCAUUGCGUUGGAUUUGGGAGGAAGUGCCUUCAGGAUCCUUCGCGUUAAAGUCAGUCAUGAGAAGAAACAAACCGUUCAGAUGGAGAGCCAGAUCUAUGAAACACCAGAGGACAUCAUGCAUGGGAGCGGAACAAGAUUGUUCGACCAUGUGGCAGAGUGUCUGGGUGACUUCAUGGAAAAACAAAAGAUUAAAGACAAGAAACUGCCAGUUGGGUUCACCUUCUCCUUCCCUUGCCAACAAACCAAACUGGACGAGAGCACUCUGAUAACCUGGACGAAGCGCUUCAAGGCAAGUGGAGUGGAGGGCAUGGAUGUCGUCAAGCUGCUCAACAAAGCCAUCAAACAACGAGGAGACUAUGAAGCUGACAUCAUGGCUGUGGUGAACGAUACCGUCGGAACCAUGAUGACUUGUGGCUUUGAUGACCAACGCUGUGAAGUCGGAAUCAUCAUCGGAACUGGGACCAACGCGUGCUACAUGGAGGAGCUGCGUCACAUCGACCUGGUGGAGGGCGACGAAGGCAGGAUGUGUGUGAACACAGAGUGGGGCGCCUUUGGAGACGACGGCUGGCUGGAAGACAUCCGGACGGAGUUUGAUCGAGAGAUUGACCGAGGUUCUCUCAACCCCGGCAAACAGCUGUUUGAGAAGAUGGUUAGCGGCAUGUACAUGGGCGAGCUGGUCCGUCUUAUUCUGGUCAAGAUGGCCAGAGAUGGUCUGCUGUUUGAGGGAAGGAUCACCGCUGAGCUUCUUACUAAAGGGAAGAUUGAAACCAAGCACGUUUCUGCCAUUGAGAAGAGUAAGGAGGGAUUAACCAAGGCCAAAGAGAUUUUAACCAGACUUGGUGUAGAGCCCUCAGAUGAUGACUGCGUCGCCGUUCAACAUGUUUGCACCAUUGUGUCUUUCCGCUCUGCCAACCUGAUCGCGGCGGUGCUGGCGGGCAUCCUCAAGAGACUCAAGGAGAACAAAGGCGUGGCCCGACUGCGCACCACUGUUGGCAUCGACGGAUCUCUCUACAAGAUGCACCCGCAGUACGCCCGUCGUCUUCAUAAGGCAGUCCGUCGGCUAGUCCCGGAUUCUGACGUGCGGUUCCUCCUGUCAGAAAGCGGCAGCGGAAAAGGCGCCGCCAUGGUGACAGCUGUCGCCUACAGACUCGCCGAGCAGUCGCGGCAAAUUACGCAAACUCUGGCGGAGUUUCGCCUCACGACUGAUCAGCUACUCGAGGUAAAGAUGCGAAUGAGGACCGAGAUCCAAAAUGGCCUUUCGAAAGCCACGCAGGAUUCCGCCACUGUCAAAAUGUUGCCAACUUUUGUGUGCAGCACUCCCGAUGGCUCAGAAAAUGGCGAUUUCCUGGCUUUGGAUUUAGGAGGAACCAACUUUAGAGUUCUGAUGGUCAAAAUUCGCUCUGGGAAGAAGAGAUCAGUGGAGAUGCACAACAAAAUCUACGCCAUUCCUCUCGAAGUGAUGCAGGGAACAGGAGAGGAGCUGUUUGAUCACAUUGUGCAUUGUAUAAGUGACUUCCUGGACUACAUGGGGAUGAAGAACGCUCGUCUUCCUCUGGGCUUCACCUUCUCGUUCCCCUGCCUUCAGACCAGCCUGGAUGCUGGCAUCCUGGUGACGUGGACCAAAGGUUUUAAAGCGACCGACUGUGAAGGAGAAGAUGUGGUGGGGCUUCUGCGAGAGGCCAUUAAAAGGCGAGAGGAGUUUGAUCUUGAUGUCGUGGCUAUUGUCAAUGACACGGUGGGCACGAUGAUGACCUGCGCAUACGAGGAGUCCACAUGUGAGGUUGGGCUCAUUGCUGGCACCGGCAGUAAUGCGUGUUACAUGGAGGAGAUGAGGAACAUCGAGACGAUCGAUUCCGACGUAGGACGAAUGUGCGUCAACAUGGAGUGGGGGGCCUUUGGCGAUAAUGGAUGCCUGGACGAUAUCAGAACGGAAUACGACCGCGCUGUUGAUGACUUCUCUCUCAAUCCAGGAAAACAGAGAUAUGAGAAAAUGUGCAGCGGUAUGUACCUCGGCGAAAUUGUGCGGAACAUCCUCAUCGAUUUGACCAAGAGGGGCUUCCUCUUCAGAGGGCAGAUUUCAGAGACGCUGAAAACCAGAGGCAUCUUCGAAACAAAGUUCCUCUCUCAGAUUGAGAGUGACAGAUUGGCGUUACUGCAAGUGAGGUCCAUCUUGCAGCAUUUAGGCCUGGACAGCACUUGUGACGACAGCAUCAUUGUCAAAGAGGUAUGUGGAGCAGUGUCACGUCGAGCCGCUCAGCUGUGUGGGGCCGGAAUGGCGGCAGUGGUUGAUAAAAUCAGAGAAAACCGUGGAUUGGAAUAUUUGAACGUCACUGUAGGGGUGGAUGGCACGCUCUACAAACUACAUCCACACUUCUCUCGGAUCAUGCACCAAACUGUCAAGGAACUGGCCCCUCACUGCAACGUCAACUUCCUGCUGUCGGAGGACGGCAGCGGCAAGGGGGCGGCGCUCAUCACAGCCGUGGGGGUCCGGUUGAGACAGGAGAACAGCACCUCAUAACUGUCACACACUUCAGCCUCGUUCGUCUAUCGACUCCCGAAGGCCCCACAGCUGCCACUCCAGGAGCUGCUUUAUUGUUUUCAUGUUGAAGAAAGAUAACUAGCACCAUCACCAUAUUAGCUACGAAAGCAAGUGUAACUUUAUAAAUGGCCGUAACUCAAUGCUUUGAUGACAAUAGCACACUCCUGCAACGUUGCACCGUGGUGUGUAAUGUUGCCACCCUCGGGAUUUUCCAAGUGACAGCAGGCUAUCUGCAAGAUUAUAGAAUGUCUCAAUGCGGUUGCAAAGGUGCAUUAAUGUUCCUCCAUGAUGAUCCUAAAAUUAGAUUUUGUACCAAAGUCGGCAGAAUGCAUCUGGAAAAAAAAAUAUGUGAAAGGGAAAUCUGUUUUUGUUUAAAGCUUUUCAGAUGUUAUUUCAGUAGAAAACAUAUUUCACAUGUAGCAUUGUUAUUUAUUUUAUUUUUCUAUCCAGAGAUGAUUAAAUGCUACAAUAAUGAUCCAAGCGCACAGAAAAAACCUGCUAUUUAUUAUCACCUCAGUCGUGUAAAGAUGAACACGAAACAUCCAAUCUCUGCUAGACUAAGGCGCUUACUGAACGUGCUUGAUUUAUUCUCUUGUUCUCUACUGUAAAAUAUGUCCAAAGAACAAUUGUAUUUGGGCAAAUCCAAGUGUGCUGCUGUUAUACACUGCGUUAAUUCAGCAGUUAGCGACAGCAAUGCAAGUACGUGAAGUGCUAUCCUGGGUGUCCGUUGGUGCACCACCGGCCCAAAUCUGUGGAAGAAUAUUACACUUGCUGAAACCUUAAGCAAUUUACUCACUGCAGAGGAGGCUUUUAAAUGUUCUCACUUCCUGUAUGAUAUAUGCUCCUCAAAACUCAGGAUGAAGCUAUUUAAAUUAAAAUCAUUUACUUAAUUUGUUUUUAUGUUUUUGCUGUACCAAAAAGCAAGUAAUCAUGCAUGACUUGGAAAUCCUUUCCCAAGUUGACUCCUGGUGUCCCCCAGGGGUCCAUCUUAGGUACUAUAUUAUAGGUAACUCGGUAAAAUAUUACGAUGUUGGCAAAUUCACUUGCACUCUCAGACACUAUUGUCUCAAUAAGAACAGUUCUUGAAGAUGUUUGCUUCCCAGAUGGUGUUUUGGGAGAACAUUACAGUAUUACAAAUUUUAAAAGUAAUGUACCAUUGAAAUAGGAGACGUGCUGACAUGUAGACAAGUAGACAAAGCUGAUUAGUAUUCAUUGUGCAUAAGUUAAAAAAAAAAAAUCAGGUUUCUGUAGGCAAAGAAUCAAAUAACAAUAAGAACUCGAAUUAAUGACAGAGUAAAAUCUGUUUUUCCCCCAAAUAAAUCACUCCACUAUAAGUGUCAGUGUCUAUCACAUAAACAGUUGAAUUGCUUGCUGUGUCCAACACUGUCAACCCUUCACUAAAUAAAAUCAAGCCGACG
This is a messenger RNA of Syngnathoides biaculeatus (alligator pipefish), 4411 nucleotides long. Its product is annotated as hexokinase-1. The record is from RefSeq and is a predicted model, not a curated record. Gene Ontology annotation, cellular component: cytosol; mitochondrion. Gene Ontology annotation, biological process: glucose 6-phosphate metabolic process; intracellular glucose homeostasis; glycolytic process. Lineage: Eukaryota; Metazoa; Chordata; Actinopteri; Syngnathiformes; Syngnathidae. Bases 216 to 2972 code for a protein of 918 amino acids. Gene Ontology annotation, molecular function: ATP binding; fructokinase activity; D-glucose binding. The transcript has 21 exons.